Messenger RNA from Musa acuminata AAA Group (dessert banana), 3488 nucleotides. RefSeq names its product protein transport protein SEC24 A-like. Gene Ontology annotation, cellular component: COPII vesicle coat; endoplasmic reticulum exit site. Gene Ontology annotation, biological process: intracellular protein transport; COPII-coated vesicle cargo loading; endoplasmic reticulum to Golgi vesicle-mediated transport. Bases 64 to 3123 code for a protein of 1019 amino acids. The record is from RefSeq and is a predicted model, not a curated record. NCBI's taxonomy places the organism in Eukaryota, Viridiplantae, Streptophyta, Magnoliopsida, Zingiberales, Musaceae. The transcript is spliced from 13 exons. Gene Ontology annotation, molecular function: SNARE binding; zinc ion binding.
UCGUUUCGACUCGGGCUUCUCCUUCCACUGCUGCGGCUUCCUCUCCGAUGUCCACAGGUAAAGAUGCAACCCUUGGGAAGAGAACAAUCAAAUUAUCCAGGAAAGCCAACCCCACCCUUUCUAGCUGCUCCACAAUCUUCAGGUCCUGGGGUUGGCUUGGGGGCAAUAGGCGCUCCACAAACUACAUCUCCAUUUGUAUCUUCGGGGCCUUCCAUUGGCACACAACCUUCUAGCUACAGAGAUCCACAACCAUCUAUCAGGUCUAAUAUUCCAUCUUACCUGGCACAGGAUGCCAGCAUUUAUCAGCAAUCACAAGCCCCAAGAUUUCUGCCAGAUGCUCAAACUUUUCCUCCCAUUAGUCAGCCAGUUAUGCUUCCUACUGGAUCUUUUCGCCCCCAGUCACAAAUUCCGGUGGUAUCAAUGGGUCCUCCACCACAAGGUGCAACCCAGUUGACAUCAAGGAGUAAUAUGCCUCAACCAUUAGAGUCAUCAUUCUCUACAUCAAUGGCUCCGCCUCAACCAUCUUUGCAUGGAUAUUCAAGUGUGCCCCCAAGAUCUAACAUGCCUCCAUUUCAUCCAGAUACACAGUUUCAUGCUUCUAGAUCAGUUUCACAGCCAUCAAUGCAGGCUUUUUCAUCUUCCCAUGUUGCUCCUGUACAUGGUUCUCCUUAUCAUUCUCACCAGAGUCAUGUAUCUGCACCGCCUCCAAUUCGAGGUCCUCUGGGUUUUGGUUCAAGGGAACAACUGCAGCAUCCCAUGGCAGGGCCACCUAUGGGAGGUCUUCAAGGUCUGGUUGAAGAAUUUGAAUCAUUAACUGUUGGAUCAGUACCGGGGGCUCUCGAUCCUGGGAUUGACACCAAGUUACUGCCAAGACCUCUAAAUGGUGAUGAAGAGUCAGCUAAGAUUCUGGAGAUGUAUCCACUGAAUUGCCAUCCUAGGAUCUUGCGGCUAACAACUCAUGCAAUACCAAAUUCUCAGUCAUUGCUUUGUAGGUGGCAUUUGCCUCUUGGAGCAGUAGUUCAUCCUCUAGCAGAAGCUCCCGAUAAGGAAGAGGUGCCAAUUGUCAAAUUUAGGCCAGCAGGCAUCAUUCGGUGCCGAAGAUGCAGAACAUAUGUAAAUCCAUAUGUGACAUUCACAGAUGCUGGAAGGAAGUGGAGGUGCAACCUUUGUUCUUUGCUUAAUGAUGUGCCUGGAGAGUAUUACUGUACUCUGGAUGCCAGUGGCAGAAGAUGUGAUUUGGACCAAAGACCUGAGCUAUGCAAGGGCAGUGUAGAAUUUGUUGCUUCAAUGGAAUAUAUGGUUCGGCCACCAAUGCCACCUCUCUAUUUUUUCCUUAUUGAUGUAUCAGUUCCUGCAGUUCAUUCUGGAUUUUGCUUGAGCUUGACCUCAAAUUUUUUGCAGAUUGUGGCAAAGACCAUCAAAUCCUGUCUUGACAGUCUACCUGGCUUUCCUCGGACACAAAUUGGCUUUAUCACUUUUGACAGCACAUUGCAUUUUCAUAAUCUGAAGUCUUCUUUGGCACAGCCUCAAAUGUUGGUGGUAGCUGACCUGGAUGAUGUAUUUUUGCCUCUUCCUGAUGAUAUUCUUGUUAACUUAUGUGAUUCUAGGCAUGUAGUGGAUGCAUUUCUAGAUAGCUUGCCGAUCAUGUUCGAGGGCACUGCCAAUGUAGAAUCUGCCCUCGGGUCUGCGCUUAGAGCAGCAUUCAUGGUUAUGAGUCAACUCGGAGGGAAGUUGCUCAUCUUUCAGAGUGCAUUACCGUCUCUUGGUGUUGGCCGCCUAAGACUUCGUGGAGAUGAUCUUCAUCUUUAUGGAACAGAUAAAGAGCAUACCUUAAGAUUACCUGAAGAUCCAUUUUAUAAGCAGAUGGCUGCUGAGUUUACAACGACGCAGAUUGCCGUGGACAUAUAUGCUUUCAGUGAAAAGUAUUCUGACAUUGCUUCUUUAGGAACUCUGGCCAAGUAUACUGGUGGUCAGGUGUAUCAUUAUCCAUCUUUUAAUGCUGUUGUUAUUCACCAUGAUAAACUUGGCUAUGAGUUGGCUAGGAACCUUACAAGGGAGACUGCCUGGGAAGCUGUGAUGCGCAUAAGAUGUGGGAAAGGGGUCCGCUUUACAACCUAUCAUGGGCACUGUAUGCUAGGAUCAACAGAUUUAUUAGCCCUUCCUGCAGUGGACUGUGACAAAGCUUUUGCUAUGCAGUUAUCUUUGGAAGAAUCCCUCAUGACAUCUCAGACUGUAUAUUUUCAAGUUGCCCUGUUAUAUACUUCCUCUUCAGGUGAAAGGCGCAUUAGAGUCCAUACAGCAGCUGCACCGGUGGUGGCUGAUCUUAGUGAAAUGUACCGUCGAGCAGAUACCGGAGCCAUUAUCUCUUUGUUGGGUAGGCUUGCAAUUGAAAAUUCGGUGUCUCAGAAACUUGAAGAUGCUAGACAGUCGAUGCAGUUGAAGCUUGUGAAAAGCCUUAAAGAAUAUCGAAAUCUUUAUGUUGUCCAGCAUCGGUUGGGUGGAAGACUGAUUUAUCCAGAAUCUUUGAAAUUCUUGCCGCUGUAUGUAUUGUCUCUUUGUAGGUCCACAGCCCUCCGUGGAGGGUAUGCUGAUGUUCCUCUGGAUGAACGAUGUGCUGCUGGUUACAAUAUAAUGAUACUACCUAUAGGCAGGAUGCUUAAACUUCUUUAUCCUAGCUUACUUAGGAUAGACGAAAACCUCCUGAAGAAUCAACAGGAGAUUCAAGAACCAUCAAAGCAGUUACCACUGACUGCCCAAAGUUUAGAUCCCAAAGGCAUAUACAUUUUGGAUGAUGGAUUUAAUUUCAUUAUUUGGUUAGGUCAGAUGCUUUCAUCUGAUUUAGUCAAUAAUAUACUUGGAGUUGAGUUUGGCUGCUUCCCUGAUCUAUCUAGGGUUGUAGUUUCUGAACACGACAAUGACAUGUCAAAAAAAUUAUUGAGGAUAUUGAGAACAUUGAGAGAAAAGGAUCCUUCGUCCUAUCAGUCAUGCCAUCUGGUAAAGCAGGGUGAACAGCCAAGAGAAGGCUUCAUGUUUCUUGCCAAUCUUCUCGAGGACCAGACUGCCGGAUCCAGCGGCUAUGUUGAUUGGAUUCUUCAGAUAUUUAGGCAAUCACAAAUCUCAUGAAGAGGAGGGAGGGGGAUGUUUAAUAACAGUACUCACUCCGUUCCAUGCUGUGUUCUCUGAGUCUGAAGGUAUUUGAUCAUCCAAGGCACAAUGAAGUUUGAAUCAAAACUUUUGAAGAUCAAAUCUCACAUUCAGCCUGACUUCCUUUGGUAAUCUGUUUUCUUCUUUAUUUUACUUCUUUUUCAUCUGCUUUCCUUUUUUUUCUCUUUACCUCAUCUUGAAUAGAAGUUUCUUCUGUGUCACAAUAUAUGGUUUUUUUUUUGUGGUAAAUUAUCCACCUCAUGGAUUUAGAAACAGAAUACUUGAUAUGUAUUUAUUCUUGUGACCUUAAAAUGAUAUAUUCUCCAUCAAGGUACCAUACAAAG